AUGGAAAAUAAACAAUGGAAUGUUGUCAAAUUUAACAAUGAAGACGAGGGCGAUAGUGUUGAGGUUGUACCCUUGUCCUGGAUUACUGGGACCGAUUGUUUUUGGCCUCCAUUUGAUAACAGGAGGGACGUAGAAAGUGCGAUGAAACAUUGCUCAUCACCGAAGGAAAACAGCUGGCGAAAGUAUACAGGCGUUCAAAGUUCAAGCAGAACUUACGACAAAUUCGCAACGGCAUCUUCACGUGCUAACAAAGUUAUUGCUAAUUCUGAAAUCGACAGCAGCGGAUCUGAAAAAUUGCCGAAAAAACGACUUGUUAAAAUGAAUCCUUUGUAUGCAAAAAAUUAUUUUUUGAACAGCAAUGAGACAUCUGAAGAUGAAGCCGAAAUAAAUGUUGAAAUACCAAAAUUUCCAACGUUGUCGACGAACACCAAAUUAAAUAAAGGCUUACCUUCUAAGAAGGCAUCCAAAGGCCUUAUAAAAACAAAUGGAGCGAACACAUCUGGAGUCACCAAAAAUACGAAUGAGAAAAAACUCGAUUAUCGAAAAUCUCAUAGUCAGAAAGUCGGCUCAAAUAGUAGUAAUAAUGAAUUACCGUCUAAUCUUGCCGGAAAAAACAAUGCAGUUCAGGAAAAAAUAGUUUUCGAAGAGGAUUGUGAAGAUGAAGAAUACCUUCCUUGUGACGAUGAACAUAUUUCUGACAGUGAGGCUAGUAGUAUUUCAUCAAAACAUGAUAGUCAAACCGUGGAUGACAAAAAUGUUCUACAUAGUAAGAAGGCGAAUAGAACAGACGCCGCAGCAUUAGUAGAAACGGAUGAAUUGGACAACAACAACAGUAGUGUGCUUAAGAAAUUAGUGAGACAAACAAUUAUUAAUAAUAAAUUAAUAAAAAAACAAAAUGCUAUGUUGAAAGAGCUGAUCAGCAAGCUCAAUGUUGCGGGUCUGAAUAAUAUGGAUCCUGAUGAGGAAGUAUUGUCGCAGCAGUUUAAGAAUACCUUUCCUAUAAAAGAAGACGAGAAUCUUGAUAGUACAAAUCAAAUUUUAAGUGAGGAAGAAAAAUUUUACAAGUACGCGUUAAAAAUGGUAUCUCUAGAAGGUGGCCAUAGCGUUAGCGAAUGUGUAAGAAAAGUCAUGACAGUUGUUAUUGAUGAUAACCUGGCGAAUAGCUACAGUUUUAAGGGACAUAAAGCUAAAAAGAAUUUCAGCAAGUACAAACAUCUGGUAUCAUUAAUCAUAGAUAGCGUAAGAAGUCAUGUUCCCACAGCAACAACAAAAGAGAUGCAGGAUCAAAUAGCGAUUUGGCUGACCCAAUCGAGGAGACGGAUGGAAGCAGCAGUCCAGGACUAG
Messenger RNA from Ceutorhynchus assimilis (cabbage seed weevil), 1344 nucleotides. The record is from the annotation of a GenBank genome assembly. Lineage: Eukaryota; Metazoa; Arthropoda; Insecta; Coleoptera; Curculionidae.